UGUAGGUUUGGGUGGAAACUUUUUCUUUGAGUAUUUUGAUGUUGCUUCUUUGUCUGUUCAGUCGCAUUCUGCUUGGAGGGAGACAAGUGUCCUUGAGUUAUUCAGAGCUGUUCAUAAAGCAGCAGAGAACCAUCAGUGUGUUUGUGUGUAACGUUGUGUUUAGGUUUUCAUUUCUGCAGGUAAAUAUUUAUGUAUCUACCCAAUUUAGGAGUGAAGUUUAGACUAAAUUGAACAUCAACACCCUUUUUCAUUGAAUGGAAAGGGAGUGAAGACAGCAAACACCCUGCCCUGCACUUUGCUUGUGUGUGCGCGCGUGUGCGUAAAUGUGUGAGUGAGCGUUUUUUUCAGGUUCCAGGAUGAAUAUAAAAGCGCUGCAUUUUUCCACACUUCUGCAUAGUGAUCCACACACUUGCAAUUGCUCCACUCAGUUCUACAAGGAUUCUGUUUCCAGUAUUUGAUGGAAGAGAUUGGAUAAAAAUGGAUAAGUGUUUUAGGGACUUCUGCUUUGUGGUCAUCCAGUAACUUGUGUUUUAAAGCUUUCACCAUGACAGCGUUUGAUUUCUCGGAUGUGGAGGCAUUCUUGGACUGCCACCCGGAUCUGUUUGAGGAGUACCUGGUGCGGAGAGCCAAAUGCGACCAGGUGAGCAGGUGGCUGAAGGAGCACCAACCCUCCAAAGUGUCCGCGGCGGAGGAGAAGAGAGGCGCCGCGCUGGACCCGCUUUGGCCGACCAACACCGACGGACUCCGCCGAAGGUCUUCCCACAUGGAGCUCCGGCGGAACUUUGCGCGCUCCAAAGCCACCACGGCGCACCGCACAUACGACGAGCACGUGAGCCUGAGCGAACACGAGUCCCAGUCGAGCAUGAGGCGCCGCGCGCUCCUGCGUAAAGCCAGCUCCCUGCCUCCGACCACCGCGCACAUCCUGAGCGCGCUGCUGGAAUCGAGGGUCAACGUGCCUCAGUACGCCUCCAGCGCCAUCGACUACAAGUACAGACUGAAAGAAACCAACGAAAGGGAGUUUUUCUUGGAGUUGGUAAAAGACAUUUCGAACGAAUUGGACUUAACCAACCUGAGUUAUAAAAUCCUCAUCAACGUGUGCAUCCUGGUGGACGCUGACAGGUGCUCGCUCUUCCUCGUCGAGGGACCCGCUCACAAGAGGACCUUGGUGUCCAAAUUCUUUGAUGUGCACUCUGGCACCACAGUGAGACCAUCAUCCAGCACUGUAGACUCUAAUGAAGUGCAAGUGCCGUGGGGGAAAGGCAUCAUUGGAUAUGUAGCAGAGCAUGGAGAGACUGUAAACAUCUCUAAUGCAUAUGAGGACCACCGUUUCAGUGAUGAGAUUGACAAGUUAACCGGCUACAAGACUCAGACCAUCCUCUGUAUGGCCAUCUGCAACAGCGAUGGAGAAGUCAUUGGCGUUGUUCAAGCAAUCAACAAAAACCCCAUGGGAACCCCUUUUAAUGAAGAUGAUGAGAAGGUGCUGCAGAUGUAUCUACCAUUCUGUGGAAUAUCGAUUUCCAAUGCCAAGUUGUUUUCAGAGUCUCGCAAGGAGUAUGAGAGAAGUAGGUCUUUGUUAGAGGUGGUGAAUGACCUGUUUGAAGAGCAGACCGACUUGGAGAAGAUUGUCAGGAAGAUCAUGCAGAGAGCGCUGACGCUUCUGCAGUGUGAGCGCUGCUCUGUACUUCUCCUGGAGGACAUCGAUUCACCUGUUGUGAAAUUCUCCAAGACGUUUGAGCUCAUGUCUCCCUUGUGCAACAUAGACCGGGAUAUCAGCAUGGAGAAGCUGUCCUGCUCCGACUGGCUAAUCAAUAACAGCAUUGCUGAGCUGGUGGCUUCCACUGGACUGCCAGUUAACAUCAGCGACGUCUGUCAGGACCCACGCUUCGAUGCUGAGGCAGAUCAAGCUUCGGGGUUUCACAUCAGAUCUGUCUUAUGUGUCCCCAUUUGGAAUCGAACUCAUCAGAUUAUUGGAGUUGCACAAAUCCUGAAUCGUUUGGACAGAAAGACGUUUAAUGAUGCAGAUCAGAGGCUAUUUGAGGCUUUUGUGAUAUUCUGUGGACUCGGCAUCAACAAUACAAUGAUGUACAACCAGGUGAAGAAGACCUGGGCCAAACAGUCAGUAGCCCUGGAUAUGCUGUCUUACCAUGCUACCUGCUCCAAAGUAGAAGUUGAUCGACUCAAGGCUGCUAAGAUCCCCCUGAGCAACGAGCUGGGAAUCGAUGAGUUUCAUUUCAAUGACUUCUCCUUGGACAAUGACGCCAUGAUCACCGCAUCCCUCCGAAUGUUUCAGGAACUGGGAGUUGUGCAGAAGUUUAAAAUUGACUAUGAGGUUUUGUGCCGGUGGCUUCUGACUGUGAGGAAGAACUAUCGAACUGUUGCCUAUCACAACUGGAGGCAUGCUUUCAAUGUGUCACAGUGCAUGUUCACCAUGAUCAAGACGGCCAACUUCCAGGAUGUGCUCGCAGACGCAGAGAUCCUGGCUCUGAUGGUGGGCUGUUUGUGCCAUGACUUGGACCACCGAGGCACCAACAAUGCAUUUCAAGCCAAGACUGGCUCUGCGCUCGCUCUGCUCUACGGGACCUCAGCCACCCUGGAGCACCAUCACUUCAACCACGCGGUCAUGAUUUUGCAGAGUGAGGGUCACAACAUCUUUGCAAACCUCAGCUCGAAAGAGUACAGCAACAUGAUGCAACUAUUGAAGCAGGCCAUUCUCUCCACAGACCUUACUUUGCACUUUGAGCGCAGAGCCAAGUUCUUUGAGCGUGUCUUGUCUGGAGAAUUCAGUUGGACAGAUGAAGGACACAGAGAAGCACUCAGGUCCAUGCUGAUGACGGCGUGUGAUCUGGGGGCCGUCACUCGACCUUGGAAGAUUUCCAAACAGGUUGCAGAGCUGGUGACCAGUGAAUUCUUUGAACAAGGAGACAGGGAGAGGUCGGAACUUAAACUAACGCCAGCAGCCAUCUUUGACCGUAAUCGUAAGGAUGAACUGCCUGCCUUACAGCUAGAAUGGAUUGAUGGGAUCUGCAAACCACUUUACCAGGCACUGCUGAAGCUCAACAGGAAGCUACAGCCGAUGUUGGAUGGGAUUGAGGCGAAUCGAGAGAGGUGGCAGGAACUGUGUUUGUCCCGUGAGCGGACCCGCAGAGCCACAGUGUCCAGUCUGUUUCCCGAACCGGGCCAGAAUAUCGAGCCCAGUGAUGACGUUAAAACCAGUGAAAACCUGGAGCGCCCAGAAAAAGAUAGGCCGGUAUGAGUCAACAUAAAUGAGGUGUGAAGUCUUCAAAAUGUUUUUGACAAAUCAGCAUGUAAAAACUGUUGAUUCUCUAGAGACUUUUGAAAUAAGACAUAUGUUUUAAUUUGUGUUUAUUGUUUUUAUUUCCUCCAUAUUACAAUUUGAAUUUAAUAAUUUAUUACAGACUGACUCUUGACUCUAUUGACUCUUAUAUUGGUAUGAAAUGUUGUUCUUCUAACAAAUUGUUAUUGAAUUCUUACAUUGAAACCUUAGUACCUCAUGAAUACGUGAAACCCAGAGAGCAGCUGCUUGAUUUUCCUCAUGAGGUUGGUUUGAAAGCCAAACUAGACAGACAUGUGUGACAAAACAAAACGGUGCUUUAAAUGCGCUAGAAUAGUGUACCCGCAAUAAAACUCUGUUUUUACGGCCGUCUUGGGACAAACACAAGACUAUGAUAGUACAGAAAUUACAGACAUUUUCCAAGUCAGUGAAUGCACCAGAACUGAUUUUGAUUGGCCCUUUAUGUUAGCUGAAAUGUUCUGAUUCAAAACCGAAAAGAAGAGGUAAAAGUGAAAAAAGUUCUGAAACUGAAAAUUUGAGUUUUGAAACUUAAAAAAUGAAAAUUUUGUUCACAACACAUAUUUCCGUUUGAAUUUUUAUAGUUGUUUUAUUUGGGUUUCAAAUCUUUAUGGCCCUGAUUUGGCUCCAUAUGCAUGCUGUUUUGGUGAAAAUUUUACAGAUGACUCUUCAGCUUUUGAAUGGCCUUUCCAGAGUUUUUUUUCCAACUCUUUGGUGUGUUUGGCCCAGUUUCUGAAAUUACAUGCUUUUGGCUGGCUUUAAAUCAUCCUGAUAAAUUCCACUUACUAAAAAUCUGUGUUUUUUUCUAUUAAAAAAAGGCUUCAUCAAUUGUUUUGUAAAAGUACCUGCUUUAAAAAUACAUCCAUAAUUCAUUAUAAUUCAUUUUCUUUCCCUUAUUUCGACUACCUAUUAAAAUAAACGUUUAUUGUUAAGUUUGCACCUCUCUGAAUUGAUUGCUUACAUUGUUAAUAAAGUUGAUAACCCCUUAUACAUGCUGUAAUUACAAUUCAAUUGUUGAAAUGUGUCAUUUCUAGACAUCUGUUUAAUUAUAUUAAAAAUGUGCUGCAGGUUAACUCCAUGAAGCAGCUCCUACCUCCCAGAGAACAUAUUCAUGGGAGAUUCUCUACAUAUUCAUACAGUCUCUUUUAGAAGCCUUUAUUCAUCUGUGGAGAACGUUUGAUGUGGAUUUUAACAAGGCGACGAGGUGAGGCAAUAGCAGCAGCAGAAAUGUGAGAAACUCAGAGCAGCUUGAUGCACAUUCUGCUGCCAAGCCAUAGCCAGAACCGGGCCUUAAUCUAUAAUUCAACGCGGACUGAGUUUAUUCUCCUCUGGGUCGAUGAUCAGGGGGAGAACCGGAUGGAGAGAGGAGGGAGAGCCUUCCAACCUUAUUUCUGAAACGGGGCUUGGUUCUGCUGCAGUCUUUGAUCUCUCUCUCUCCUUUUCUUCUUUUUCUCUUGUUUUUCUUAUUUUUUUUCUAUCUUCCUCCAUACAGAAAUAACAGAACCUUUCAUUCCUGUUCAGUUUGACAUACUGUACUAUAGGUGCACCCUCAUAAAAGCUGCAGAGCAUGUGUGAUGAAACACUCUGAAGAGAUGUGCCUAACAUUCAACAACCCGGAUGGUACUUGUAGUAAUUUCUCUCAGGCUGAAAAUAGAAACAACGUGUAAUAACCUCUCAGGAUGAGAUACUGUGAAAAGUUUAAAAGCUUGAGCGCGUAAACACAUUCACAGUAAUGAGAUUGCUCUUUGCUGCCCCGUUGUGACUGCAGAUGAAAUGUCCUGCUUCCAUUUUUAGAAACCAGAUUGCUCUGCGAUUGUAAUAUUGUUCCAUUCACUAUAAAUAUUUAUGCCCUAAUCAGUCAGGAUGCUAAUGUUCAACAAACAGCUUUGUCCGCGUGUUGAAAAGAUUUAUUCUUCACAAUACAACACGAGAGCCCUAUUAUGAGCAUUGAAACGAAUUACACUAACAGAAAAGCCUGACAGCUCCAACGAUGAUUCAUUCAGGGACACGUUAAAGUAAAGUUUAAGGCCUACAGAACGUUUUGCUCAAAACAUUUUUGCUUUCUUUAUUUUCACCUAUGUUAGGGAUUCUUGUCUAAAUAAGCUGCAUUAAAACUGAGCAGUACCAUGAGAAAUAUGUUAUGACUUCUCCCUAAAAAGCCUAAUUGAUAACAUCUUUGUUGGUCUGACAGUUUUAGAAUUUAGAUUUCAAUCUCCGAAGUUUUGCUGUUCUCUCCACAUUCAAAGAUUUAGCUUGAAUUUGCAAACAAAAAUACAGAAACCUAAAGAGGUUUUAUGUAAAUACAAUUUUUAAAGCUGCUUCCUUCAACAUAAUACAAAUAAUAAUCAACUUGCAUGAAGAUGGUCAAACCUGUUUUCAGUCUAGUAAAGUAAAGUAAAUUCUGAUUGGAUGAUUGGAGUUUCUUGAUCUUUCUCCCUUAACAGGAUUUAGAAAAAAAUUGACAUCCAAAAGGGUCACUACUGGUUUUCAGGUUUGACGUCAGCAUCAAGAAACCUAACUUAUUAUUAUGUCUUUUAGAAAAAAAAAUCUAAAUUCUUUUAAGUAGUUUUUUUUAACAUUAAUUCUUCAUAAAUUCCAAAUAUAUUUUAUAUUUUAAUAAUUUUACAUUGUUGGAAUCCAAGUCAGUUAUUAGACAGACUGCAAGAUGUUCUUUUAGCAUUUCAGGGCAUUUUGUUUAUUUUUUUUCUCAUAUUGCUAUAAAAGGUUUUCAGUCAAUCGAUUGCCUGAUGCUAAAAUAUUGAUAUUAUUUGCUUGCAGAUGUUAAGCCAUCUGAUAAUUUUUGUCAUUCACUUUUUCUAGUAAGCUUUGAAAAAUCAUUUAAAUCAAUUAUAAGGUUUAAAAAAUGGCAAAUCAUUUCUUAGUGUUUUUUUUUUCUUUUU
Molecule: messenger RNA, 6210 nt
Organism: Oryzias melastigma (Indian medaka)
Lineage: Eukaryota; Metazoa; Chordata; Actinopteri; Beloniformes; Adrianichthyidae
Gene: pde11al
Product: phosphodiesterase 11a, like
Exons: 21
Coding region: 545-3253 (902 amino acids)
Biological process (GO): signal transduction
Molecular function (GO): 3',5'-cyclic-nucleotide phosphodiesterase activity; protein binding
Source: RefSeq, a predicted model, not a curated record